Cladocopium goreaui is the source of this 810-nucleotide messenger RNA. The record is from the annotation of a GenBank genome assembly. NCBI's taxonomy places the organism in Eukaryota, Dinophyceae, Suessiales, Symbiodiniaceae.
AUGUCGGACAGCCCACCAGCUCUAGCGUCCUCACCAGCAUCUCCUGUGGCCGAUUCCAGCGAGUGGAUGCAUGUUGGGCCAGAGAUGGGGGAGGCGGAGUAUGUUGUUGCCUUACAGAAGUUGGGCAUUCAAAUGGCUGCCAGCAUCCCACAGAAGCUCCAGGAACGGGCUGAUACACAGACCAAAAUGAAGAACACGGUGGGGAAGGUUCAGAAAUUGUGGAUGUGGCAGAAUUCACCAGAUGCUUCCAGAUCACCAUGGGUUCAGAAGAUCAAAGACUUCAUGGAGAAAGCCCACGAUGACCCAACACCAGUGGGGAAGGGGGCAGAGCCGGACAGCGAUGUCAGCAGCAACAUCUGGGGUGACCAACAGCUUCAACUUGUUCUGGCUGAUGAUAUUGGCCUUGAAGGCGCAUCCAAGGAACCUGCAGCCAGCUGUGACCAGGGAGCAGAUGGUGCAGGCCAUGAGGGCGAGUCCCAUGAACCGGGAUCUAAGCACAUUGAGGCUGCCAAUGCCCUCUUCACUGAUGAGGAUCCUGAAGCUUUCAAGGAUGCCUUGAAUGAGAUCAAACCAGAACCUGUGGAUGUGGAGCCAGCUCAUGGGUCCAAGUCCAAGAAGCGUAAGAGAGUGGGCGAAGCCAGAGUGGAAGUGCUUCUCAGGCAGCAGGCGCUGAAACCCAAGUCAGAUGUUCAGGGCAACAAGCUUUCGGGUGAGAAGGGAAAGUCGAUGACGUUCGCCAAGAACAUCAAGGAUACCUGGGAUCAGGUGCGAAAGAAGAUGGGCAUGGCUGACCCAGAGGAAGUUGAUUAA